GGAGGAAGGAGCUUAGCGAAUAAGUAGAUUUGCCCAAAAGAUGAAGUACCUAUUUAUUUGGAAAGCACUACUUUAUGGUGUGGUCCUCUUCAACAGAGGAUUUCACCAGUGUCAAAAACGAGAACGCUCGCCAAUAAGAAUAACAUGAGAUGACAUGAUAGCUAUGAAUGAUGAAAGCAAGAUGAACACAGAAAACGUAGUAGUGCCAAGCUUCUUGUUGAUGGAUACUCGUGUAAGCUCGAAAGCCACAGCGUCAAAGUCAAGAAUGUAACAAUUUUCAUGUCCACCCUGGUGCUACCCCUGCGAUCCUCGUAGACAUUCUUUGUGUGCGUUGUGGCACGGUCCGUCGCGGCUGACCGAUCGCGUGACGAAAUCGCCGAUGUUGAGCAGGAAUCUCCGUAGAUUCUAGAAGUGAAGCGACUCUAAUACAUAGAUACUACAACUUAGCGAUAGCGCUGGCACCACAUCACACGACUCGACACAACUACUUUUCCUCCUCUCGAGAUAGAAGGACAGCAGAAGUUUUCCAUGCUCCCCGCAAACCUUCGAACUCGGUGGCGAGCCGUGCCCUCCUCUCAAAAAUCACAGCGAAGAACCUCCGUCUAGUCCACCUCCUUCAUCCUUCCUUCGACGACCAACUAGUAGUAAAAUGAUCGACUCUUUAUUCGUGAUUUCUUCUGCGGGCAGUUUUGUAGUUGAAAAACACUACCAGAAAUCUGUACCGCGCUCAACGUGUGAGCCUUUUCUCGACUACCUUGAAAAAAUACGGAACAACCAUCGUGGCGAUAAGAGCAGUCUCGUUUCAGCGAAUGUUAUGAUAUAUAUCUGUUAGAUAGUACUAAACUAGUUGUAGUAGUUACUAGUACUAGUAGUCGGAAGUUCAUCUACCAUUGACAUCAUUUUUUAGCUCUCGUGAAGCUCUUUCUGAGAUAGCCGUGGUGCUUAAAAGAAGAACUGCAUCCAAGCCAGGCGCACUUUCACAAAUAAUAUUUCGAAUUGGUAGUUCUAUUCUAAUCCACGAGGUAUUCGAGCAGCUGGUCCAGGGGGAAGACCUGGCAGUCCAUCAAGGCGAAGACGGAGAGUGAACGCGAAAACAGAAAGCCGGAUUGUAUCAUACUAAAAACUAGGAUGUUGAUAUGUACUAGUGACGUGGCGGCCCCGGCCUCGUUCUUUCAUCUUGUUGUACGUCCCAAAUUCAGCAGCUACUGCUACCUAAGCUAGGUAUCUAUACAAGAUCCAACUGCAACCUGAUGAACCUUCAGGUUCAUGUAUCGCACUCAUUUAAGCUAUACAACAAGAUCCAACCUGAACCUCCUUACAGUAUCAUAUGUAUCGCACUCAUCCUUAAUAAGUACUUACAGGUUGUAUCGCACUCAUCCUUCAUACUUUCAGGUAGGAAAUCUGCACCAGAUACCGAAAAUCAUCCGAGCCGACAACGAUAGCACCGCAUUGAUUCACAUUUGCCGUGACCGGCUGAUAUAUCUUGCGGUGGUGACGAAGGAAGUUCCGCCACUGUACUUCUUUCGAUUGCAUAUUUUCAUUGAGUGUUGAGAGAGCUAGCCGUGGUCUCUCUUGGUCAACCUGCUCAUGAAGGUCCUGAUCUAAAAACUUUGUGGCUACAACUCUUUAUACAUACAUUAUCGUUCUUCUAUGGAGGGCUAGCUGUUUUCUUGUAUUUUCAUUUUGUGUCAGCGUCAAGCUGCAUAGUCUCUGCUUUAACUACAACUCUUGCGAUAGUCCGUUAGGAAUAUUCAUGAUCUUUUCACAAUAAGACUAAGUAGUCCCUUGAAUAUCACAGGUCAGUGAUCGAGCUUCUUUCUGGCGUUCACCGAGUCUUAUCUCGAUAUUGUCAUGCGGCGAGCGGAGAGGCAACCUUAACGGACGAUCUGCUGCGGCAGAAUUUUUCCACCGUCUAUCUGUUGCUUGAUUUAUGGAAAGAAGGAAUAAGAAUAAGAAAUGAGAAGUACUGCGCUUCUGCUCAUCUUCAUACCUCCUAGAUCUUAAAGACGACUCCAUGUUGAGCUUGAGUAGUCAUUCUCCCGUAUUUUAGCCCUCUCCUCUUGCUUCAUACCUUGAGAUGAUCGAUUCUUCUGGGGCACCUUUUACACUGGAGCUGAACGCUUUGGAGUCCAUAAUUGAUCCGCCUUCAACGCUGAAAAAGGUCACGCAGGUGGUGGCUGGUGGGAAACCCAAUCUCGUUAGAAACGACACUGCAGCACCACAAGCUUCGCAACCUAGUACUGAAGAUUAUAACUCAAAAAUGACACCAGUGAAGAUUGUGUUUGUGACUAUACAACAGUGACUGUGAUUGUGUUUGUGACUGAUCAUCAACGACUAUGUCCCAUGAGCUGAGCUGAGGAAGCAUUCUCAUUCCUUAACUGAGGUUGUUGUCUUGACUAAGUAAAAGACAACACGAUCGACACCAGAUGCGUCAAAUUCCGGUUCUCUGAUCGAAGACACGUGGAAUACACUUUCGAGUACACUUGGCGCAGCGCUUGGGAAUACUCCGACAAGAAUAGGCGGGCCAAGUGAUGAAGUUUGUUAUGAGAAGGGUGGCGGCAAAGGGCCGAUACUGACUUUUUCAUCUUGGAUCGUGUGCUAGUUUUAAGUGUGAGUAAGUUGGACUAUGGUACUAGUUCUGGGUCACUCGUGAAAAAUCUAAACUUACUACAAUCGUCCAUCAUCUAGACUGAUCGUGUUCCACCCCGCUACCUAGCACAAGAAUGAGCAUACCUUCUAAUCUCUGUGGCGCAAAGCAGAUGCUGUUUACAACACGAAUGAGGUGUAUAUCGACACGUGCGAACGAGCUGAUAUGAUUCUCGACGAGAAUGGGCACAUAGUCUCAGGCGGAAUCUUGGGCGAAAUGCUAGCUACCACGAAACUGAGCGGUGCGCAGCCAGAGAUCUCAAUUUCUUUGCGCGAUGCCUCGAUAUUGCAGAAUGCGAGUUUUCAUUAUGGUACAAGUAAGCUUUUUACUAAAAAAGGCAGUAUUUAUUGUCUCGUGUACUUACAAGUAAGCUUUUUAGGCAGUGUUUGUCUCGUGUACUUACGAGUAAGCUUUUUAGGCAGUGCUUGUCAUCUCUUCAUCAGAUGAGGACUUACAGGAUCCGAAAAAUGUAUGGUCUCUAAUCCUUCCCCUGCGUCCGGCUGGCGAAAUUCGAUAGGGAUCGCGUUUUGAGUUUCAUCCCUCCAGACGGCCAAUUCCCACUAGCGAAUUACUGGAUAAACGACACGUCUCUGAAACUGCCUUUCCAUUUCAAGGGAACGCUGGCGUACUACUUUCUUGUUGUGAUUUUGAUUUAUUCCUUGACUUGUGGGACAGGGAGGUAUGAAGCGAAAAAGUGCACUCACACUCAAGAAAUUGGCUAGGAUUUAAGUAGGAAAAUAGCCACUUUUUCUGAGUGUGAGUGCACUUUUUUCUUUCAUCGGAGGAGGACCAUAUUUAUACGACCGUCGAAGUCAAACACAACAUCACUUUUCCUUCUACAAUGGUGCUCAUGCUUCUAGAUGAUUUGAAGCGAAUCACAAUCUUCCAUCUAGAUGAUUUGAAGCGAAUCACUAUCUAGAUGAUUUGAAGCCAAUUUCUAUUUCCUUUCUCUCCAGGUACCAUUCCGACCGUGGGCUCUUGGACCUUGAGGUUUGUCCUCGACUGUCCAUCACGAGAACUAAUAAAGUGGCUGUAGAGAAUUUCAAGGUCGAAAUCCGCGUGCCGGAAGCAAUUUCAGGAGUCCACUUCGAUUCUGUUGGCAGGUUUGACGAAAAGUCGAAGCUUCUGCAGUUUGACAUCGGCAACUUGGAGUCCAAGCUCAGCAUCAAAGCGAUGCUGCGCUAUAACACGAAUUUAUGAAAAAUUACUCUGAUAGAUAAGUAGGAAUGGUGCAUUCCUCCACCACCGAUGGUGGAACAGCAACAACAGCAAACGAUGUCGACUAACAAAGAGCACAGAGGAGCUUACUCAAUAAUAACCAUUGUACUUGUAGUAAGAUAAACCAUCAUAGCGAAUCGAGGACUAACAUCAUCAACAGUAAGAAAUACCAAAAGAACUACAAUUUCAUCUUUCCCCUUUCAUUCCGUCCGAAAACCAAUGAAGCGGACGUGCCCUGGGAAGAGAAAGGUGUCGCAAGGAUAGACUACACAGUCCGUGGCUGGGCCCUUUCCGGCAUCCGCUUAGACAGCCUGGAUUUGCUUGGUGUCAGCUAUACGCCUUACAAGGCUUGCCGCUACUCAAGCCACGGAGGAAGGCUGGAAAUGCGAUUGGCUAGCAGUGGAUAGAUGAUUAGAUUGUUGGGUCUACUUCUAUGGUGGAAUGGAGCGCUCUAGGGAAUUUUUUGACUUGAUAAGUAGAAAGGUGGACUUCUUGAUGAGUAGUAUCAAUAGUACCGUCAUAUUACCACUUCAAAAUGCUGUGAGAAGUUGAGGCACUGGUACAGGUAGAAGGACCAUCAGGAACUCAAAGCGUACUUUUGAUACACUUCUCUCUCCUGUUUUUACAUCGUUGUCUUCGAGUUACCUACACCAUUUACAGAAGAUGUGCGAACAUGACAACUGAAGAAAUAUUAAGGCCUCCAAGAGAAUCUGACUGAAACCUUGAAGACGAUAUUGUUAUUGACGAGCGAAACCGUUGUCACUGAAGAAGAUGCAGCAAGGAGGACUAGAUAAUUGAUAGUCGCCCUACGAAACUUGAAAGGCAAAGGUCCAGCAUCAUGAUGUUAGAAGACGUUUAAUGGACCUGUACUAGAGAGAAUUGAAAAGAGAAAGCCGAUGAAAUAUGACCAGAAGAGAGACUGCAGAAAAAAGCAUGGGCUGACGUGUAAAAGGAGAGCUCGGAAAAGUCGACGGGUGAUCAUCCUCGAGAAAGAAUGCCUCACAAUGUCGUGUUUUUCAUCCAUCGUUAUCGUGCGUCCGUUAAUCUAAUGAAUUUGCAACAUUUCGUUUUCGUUCACAUCAAAGAAUCGAUGUUGA
Amoebophrya sp. A25 is the source of this 4962-nucleotide messenger RNA. NCBI's taxonomy places the organism in Eukaryota, Dinophyceae, Syndiniales, Amoebophryaceae. The record is from the annotation of a GenBank genome assembly.